UUUUAACAACUAUAAUUUUUUGUGAAGAUAUUAAAAAUAUAACGUUUUGAAAAUCAAACUAAGAACAUUUAGUGAUCUUUUGACAUAUUCAAAAACGUAAACCGCAAAAGGAGUAACUGUGUAUAGUGACACAAAAAGAUAUUUUCUGAUAAUAAUCAAAAAGAAAAUACAGCAGAGUAAAACCAAAAUCUACUCCGCUAUCAAAGAUUAAACAUAAUUUUUUUAUUGUUAAAAUUUCAUUGAUAAUCAUUAAUAUUAUUCACCUAAACUGUGGUACAACUUGGUUUUAAUGGGUCUUAAAAUGAGUAUUUUAAGUGGAGUUCUUUAAACUUGAAAGUUAAAAUUAUAACUAAAAAAAUAAUUUCUGAGGAUUUUUAAACCACAUGGACCCUCAAGUAUCAUUUAGCCAACUUUCCUACUAGUUGCGCCACUGCGUCCAAGAUAAACAAUGAUACGUAAACUAAUAAUUUCUAUUACGCUUUAUCUUCGACUUUUACUAUCAUUGUCGGCUUUGAAGACAUGUGAUUUAAGACCAAAUGGCAUUACGGCGCCAAAAAGUACUAAUCCUCAUCCGUUCAGAAUUGUAUUCAAAGGAAAUACAGAAACAUAUUGGCCUGGAACAACUUAUACAAUCAUGAUACAAAGCGUUAAAACUUCACAAACUAUGACUCCUAGUUUUAGCGGUUUUACUUUAACGGUUGAAGCAGAAGACCAUCAAACUUACGACGAAGAUAACGAAUUCUUCGCGGGUACAUUUCAACUUGCUGGUGAUGUAAAAACUAAAAUCAGCGAAGUUUGCCCAAAUACAAUUACUCAGACAUCUAUGAUAUCAAAAUCAGAAGUACAAGUGUUUUGGGUUGCUCCACCUUCUGGUAGUGGUUGUAUUAUUUUUAAGGCAAUUAUUGUGGAAUACCGAGACAUUUGGUAUUCUGAUGAUGAUCAACUUAGUAAGAAAAUAUGUGAAGAAAAUAAUGAAAGUAAUGAUGAAAAUUCUAACGUCGUGUAUGAGUGUUGUGCAUGUGACGAAGCAAAGUUCGAGCUUACUUUUGAAGGAAUGUGGUCAAGACAUACUCAUCCCAAAGAUUAUCCAGAUGAUAAUUGGCAAACUCGAUUUAGCGAUGUAAUUGGUGCUUCACACAAAUAUGAUUAUAGGUUCUGGGAACAAGGUCAUGUAGCUUCAGAAGGAAUGAACAGUAUAGCAAGGAAUGGAGCUACGUCAACACUGGAAUCGGAGCUUAAAUCUCAAAGUGAUAAAAUUCGAACUAUUAUAAAAGCGCGAGGUAUCAGCUAUCCAAACAUUACUGGAAAGACUUUUGCUGUGUUUCGAGUAGACCAAGAGCACCAUUUGGUAUCUGUGGUAUCUUUUAUGUAUCCAUCGCCAGAUUGGUUUGUAGGAAUUUCCGGCCUAGAGCUGUGCUUACCAAACUGUAAUUGGAUAACAAACAAAACGAUUAAUUUAUUUCCUUGGGAUGCUGGCAUUGAUAGCGGAGUAACAUAUAACGCAUCUGAUUAUCCAACUGUACCAAGAACCACUGUUCAAAGAGUUUGGGUAGCCAUGCCUAAUGAAUCACGUUCACCAUUUUACACAGAAGAUGGUAUGCCUAUAAAACCAAUAGCUAGAUUACAUCUUACAAGACAACGUCUAUAUGAAAAGAGUUGUGUUGUAGAAAAUUCCAAAACCGAAUCUAAUGCUUGCGCUGUUGGCCCAUGGUCAGAAUGGGAACCAUGUACUGCCACUUGCGGCAGAGGAAAUACUAGUAGACAUAGACAAUAUCUCAAUCCUGAUUCAUAUAAAACUUCGUUUUGUAGUGUGCAGCUAACACAAAACAAAAAAUGCUACGUACUUCCAUCUUGCUCAACAGACAACGAACAGACUUUAAAGACAGAUUCAAGGUGUGACACAACAGCUUUUGGAAGAUGGUCUAAUUGUUCAGCUGAAUGUGGUGUUGGUGUUCAUGCUAGAUUUCGAACAAUUUUAAAUAUUGAUGUUUCCCCGAAGUACUGUUUUGCUCAAGGUGUUCAAUUAGAACAAACUGUAGAUUGUAUGGUGAAAUCGUGUACUGAUGAUAGCGGCGGUUCAGUUAGUGAUUUAGAAGUUUUGUGUAAAAAUUGUUGGCUGUCUAAUUGGUCGAUGUGGUCCCCAUGUUCAACUUCAUGUGGGCAAGGUCAAAGACAGAGAAAUAGAGUUUCUAUGGGUCAAUCCAAUGAUUGUCUACCUCAAUGUUUUCUUCAGACAAUUGAUUGCCCAGAUAACCCAUCGUGUGACGAACAAAAUUUUGAGGACGCAUGGCCCAUAAAUAACGACGAAAUAAUAAAAAGGUACAAUGUUACUGUACAACGUCUUUAUUACUAUAGUAAGGAAAACAAAAUUUCAUGCAACAGUUCAUAUGUUAAACCAUUUACUCCCUCGUCACAAGAAAACACACCAGUACCAACUUUUAAUAAUAAUUUAGAAGAAGAUACAGAAGAUGGUUUAAAUGAGUCAGGAUGUAGAAUGUCGAAAUGGGGAAAGUUUUCAAACUGCAGCGUUCCUUGUGGCUUAGGCAAAAAACAUCGCACUCGACAAAUAAUAUAUCCCACAAAUCCAAUGGAUCAAAAGAAAUGUCGGAAAAAGCUUAUUGAUCAAAGAUCUUGUCGAGGCAAACAAUGCAAAUGCAGGUACUCGGAAUGGACAGAGUGGUCAUUAUGCUCAGCUCCGUGUGGUAUGAACGCAUUUCAACAGCGUACCAGGAUCCCAGAGGACCCAACUCAGUCGUGGUGCAGUGAUAGAUUACAACAACGUAUUUGCGCGGCUUUAGCUUGCAAGUCCAAUUAGUAUGUUCUAGUAAAAUUUAUAUAACCAUUAAUAUUAAUUAUCUAUUUAUAAUUUAUUAUUUUUUAUUAGAAUAUUAUACGACAAAUUUACAAUUCUUAAUAAUUUAUAAAUUGAAAGCAUUUAUAAUAAAUAAAAAUUAAUAGUUGUUUAAUGAAAGUAUUCAUGUAUAAAAAAAAUUACAAUUAAUAUUAAAAACCCUAAGUAUAAAAU
Daktulosphaira vitifoliae (grape phylloxera) is the source of this 3025-nucleotide messenger RNA. Its product is annotated as spondin-1. The record is from RefSeq and is a predicted model, not a curated record. Lineage: Eukaryota; Metazoa; Arthropoda; Insecta; Hemiptera; Phylloxeridae. The transcript has 17 exons. Gene Ontology annotation, biological process: cell adhesion. Bases 449 to 2815 code for a protein of 788 amino acids. Gene Ontology annotation, cellular component: extracellular matrix.